AUGGAUAUAUCUCAAAUCUCCAAGCAGCUUUCGCCAGCACCCAAAAGAUUUCCAGACUGCUGCUUGGCCAUCUCCAGCACUUUGAUCACCUACCUUGCCUCUCUCCUCCCAAAAAAGCCCGCCUUCACCCUCUCAAUCGGCAGCGGAUCUGGCCUUCUCGAAGGUCUGAUCGUCCAUUGCGACCAAAAUGUGUCCAUCGAGGGUGUUGAGGUGGAUUCCACUAUUAAUCGGUAUAUUGCCGAAGAAGAUAUGAAUGUCGUCGGCGGAGGCUGGGGCCUUUGGUCUGCCGCCCAACAGGCUGCAGCGUGGAUGUUUGUCUACCCACGCGAUCCAAAACUCAUCACCAAAUACAUUGAUACGCAUGGUGAGGCUGUUGAUUUCAUUGUCUGGCUCGGGCCUCGGGUCGAUUGGUCAGACUAUGAGCCGCGGUUCUCUCAAUCUCCAUUCUCUGAAUUGAGUUUUCCAGAUCAGAUCGGGUUAACGCCAUAUGAAACUGUGGUUGUUGCUAGAAGAGCCACUUGA
Messenger RNA from Penicillium mononematosum, 522 nucleotides. RefSeq lists its product as uncharacterized. The record is from RefSeq and is a predicted model, not a curated record. Lineage: Eukaryota; Fungi; Ascomycota; Eurotiomycetes; Eurotiales; Aspergillaceae. The transcript has a single exon. The coding region runs from base 1 to 522 and encodes 173 amino acids.